AUGGCGCUGGCAGCUGUCUACUGGCUGAAGCCGCAUCAGGUGGCGACGUCUCACCAAGCUCCUGCUUCCAGCGAUCACAGGUACCGGCGGCGGGUGGGCGCGAAGUACCUCUAUCGGUUCUCCCUUACUAGAGAAAAAUUUAAGAACUAUGCGUACAGUUCCAGACCAAUGUUAAUGAAAGGUGCUGCCUCAAAAUGGCCUGCAAUGCGUAUGUUUGAUUAUCAUUUUUUUAGAGACUUGUAUCAAAGAAUUGAUGGUGCUUACGAAAGUGUAGAGGAUGAGUGCCAGAUUUUAACUUUCAAGACUGAAUUCAAAACAUUAGAAGAAGUAUUUUCUAUGCCUGAGUCAAGAGUCAAACUAGAAGAAGGCCAGAAGCCGUGGUAUGUUGGUUGGAGUAACUGUCAUCCAGAAGUUCUGGACGUACUGCAUCAGUACUAUGAUAAGCCAGACUUCCUGCCAGAGGAUGCUGAACACUCUCGCACUGACUACAUCUUCAUCGGAUACCAACAGGGAGCUGUCAUGCAUAUUGACUACGUAAGCCGCCUGAUGUGGCAGGCCCAAAUUAAAGGGCACAAGACAUGGAAAUUGUUACCACCACCAGAGUGUGAUGAUGUUUGUUCACCAGUUAGCUUCCGUGUUGAACCAGGAGAUAUAGUUCUCCUGGACACACGGCAGUGGUACCACGAUACCCAUAUAGACGAUGGAGAAAUGAGUCUUACAGUCAGCUCUGAAUAUGGUUAGAUACAGCAGAAGACAUGCAAGAAAAUUGUAUGACAGUACAAAAGUAGCUUUUAACCUCAGGAAUUCACAUGGUUAUGAUGAAAUUUCAGCAGUAAUUUUAAUUAGUUUGAUGACAAUAGCUAUACUAAUCACCACUACCCAAAAGCCAAACCAAAGUCCCAUCAAAUUGCCAUCAGCAACACUUAGGCUGUUAUGAAUAUUAGAAAGUGAUUAUUCUGCUUCUGAUUUAUACCACAAAUUGUUUCUAGUCCUUUUGUACAGCAGGCACAAUUAUUUCAUUUAAAUUUACGUAUAUUUGUACAUUACUAAGCUAGCACAAAGAAAUAUUUAUUACACAAAAGAGAAUUAUUUUUA
Messenger RNA from Schistocerca gregaria, 1095 nucleotides. RefSeq lists its product as uncharacterized. The record is from RefSeq and is a predicted model, not a curated record. The transcript is spliced from 3 exons. Lineage: Eukaryota; Metazoa; Arthropoda; Insecta; Orthoptera; Acrididae. Bases 1 to 741 code for a protein of 246 amino acids.